Messenger RNA from Drosophila pseudoobscura, 497 nucleotides. Its product is annotated as putative OPA3-like protein CG13603. The coding region runs from base 52 to 348 and encodes 98 amino acids. The transcript has 3 exons. Gene Ontology annotation, biological process: regulation of lipid metabolic process. The record is from RefSeq and is a predicted model, not a curated record. Gene Ontology annotation, cellular component: mitochondrion. Lineage: Eukaryota; Metazoa; Arthropoda; Insecta; Diptera; Drosophilidae.
CACCGCCGGCCACUUUUCCCAGUGUACAACACGAUUGAUGUUCGCUCCAAGAUGUGGAUGCUGGGCAUAGGACAGCCGAAGAGGGUUCCGCCCCUAACCCGAGCCAUGUCCAUUAAAAUGGGCAGUGAUAUACUGGGCGAGCUAUUCAUAUUUAUAAUUGGUGUUUCCUUCAUAUUGAACGAGUUUGCGAGGCAAGCGCGAAACGACGCGCAGAAACAUGAAAGGCACAAGAAGAAAAGGGAGGAGCUGAAUAACAAAAUUGUCGAAUUGAACGAGCGAAUUGCUCGUCAAGACAGAGAAAUUGUGCAUCUCAAAGGCAAAAUCAAAGAAAUAAGAUAUGAUCGAUAGCGUCGUUUGACUUGAUCUGAGUGGGCUAGGAAAUGCCAGUCUUUCCAUUUUUUGAUUCGUUCAAAAGUAUGUUCAAAAUUUGCAGUUUUCAAGAUGGUAAUUGGUACGUUUCCCAUUGGCAAGGUCUUCAUUUUUACCAUGAAGCAAAU